UAAAUCACAAAAAUACAAUAAAUUAGCUUUUUUUCUCUCAUUAACCCCUCUUUUUUUAUUGACGAGACCUGAAUCAAUCGAUGGAGACCUCUUUUGAUAGCGAUUUAAUCGGUGAAAUAUUCAAGCGCAUUUGGAGGAGAAGAGCCGCAGAGCGCGAGAGAAAUGAAGUUACUGAAGCUCCGGAUACCGAGGUUGGAGUUGGCACACCUAAGAAAAGUCGGCCUACUUUGGCUAAUGCAAAGGCCCUGAAGCUUAGCUCUGAGCUCCUCAGACUCUUUGUCACAGAGGCUGUUCAACGAGCUGCUAUGAUUGCUGAUGCAGAGGGUGCGAGUACAAUAGAAGCAACUCAUUUGGAGAGGAUACUUCCACAGUUGUUGCUGGACUUUUAGCAGAUUUUAUGGUCUAGGGAUUUGUAAUCGUUAUGGAAGUAAGCAUUUGUUUAAAUCAUCUAAAAGAAGUUGCACAUUUUCUUUUGUUAGUGGUCUUGCAAUUGCUAGGUCUUCUAUUGGGUAUUGGUAAUCUUAGAACUGAUUGGGUGC
This is a messenger RNA of Coffea arabica (coffee), 539 nucleotides long. Its product is annotated as protein MHF2 homolog. The record is from RefSeq and is a predicted model, not a curated record. Lineage: Eukaryota; Viridiplantae; Streptophyta; Magnoliopsida; Gentianales; Rubiaceae. Gene Ontology annotation, biological process: replication fork processing; DNA repair; kinetochore assembly. Gene Ontology annotation, cellular component: FANCM-MHF complex.